Girardinichthys multiradiatus is the source of this 7667-nucleotide messenger RNA. It is a transcript of the gene kmt2e, whose product is annotated as lysine (K)-specific methyltransferase 2E. Lineage: Eukaryota; Metazoa; Chordata; Actinopteri; Cyprinodontiformes; Goodeidae. The record is from RefSeq and is a predicted model, not a curated record. Bases 932 to 5998 code for a protein of 1688 amino acids. Gene Ontology annotation, molecular function: protein binding. The transcript is spliced from 27 exons.
UGACAUAAUUUAUGCAAUAUCUGCUUAGAAUUUGGGGAAAAGCAUUCUAAAUGGCAAGGAAUCUUUGUAACAGUAAAUAUAUAUUCGCCUGCUGUAUUAUUGUCUAAAUAAAUGCAGGUUUGAUGUUUUUGUACAAAUAAUUUGAUGUGGGGCGGCUGAAACGUGUACAAUCCCUGGAGCUUUCUUCGGAAGACUCAUGCUCGUGAACGCGCAUGGAGACCGAUCACGGAGCCCCUGUCAAACGGGUAUUGUAGCCCCGCAGAAUGUGGAGGCGGAGCCCAUUCAUGGGGGAGGCGGAGUCUCGGGAGUCCUGGCAGGGCCGCCAUUUUUUGCACAGGGAAAAGAGACUGGUUUUGAAGGGAUCUAAUUUCUAAAAGUCGCCGUUGACUGGGGCUCUAAGGCUUUUUCUAACGGUUUUCGUAUCCAUUUCUCGCUAUAUUUGGGAUCCCGACGCAAAUUAACUGGUGCGUAUUUUCUUCAGAAACAGGAAAAGGAACCUACAUAGAAGACGUCUGAAUACAAACAUUUUAAACCUAGGCUAGGAAUCCGCAGUGUGUGUACUGAAGUAUUGUUUUGGUUGUUGAAGCUGCGACUGGGGUCUUACCCAGGUCCCCAAAUUCGCCAUUCAAAGCCUUUAGAGUGGACUUAAAAAGAUAAACCUCACCAUGUGGGACUAACCUGGGUAGCUGUUUCCCGGUCUCUGGUGGUCUCACAUGUGUGGUGUCCAGACCCCAGAGACCCAGAGAGAAAGCUGAAUGGCCCAGGAGCCCGGCUCAGUCACAUGGCAUCCCAGCUGGGAAGAGGAGCCGGGGCUCAGGCCUUGUGGAUGCACUUAGAUGUCUGCAAUGACUGCUGUGGCUGGCAUGCCUCAGUGUUUCGGACUCCCUUUCUCUGGACUCAGUAGGACAAGAACUGAUCAGCAGAGAACGUCAUGAGCAUAGUCAUCCCAGUAGGGGUGGACACAGCAGACACCUCAUACCUGGACAUGGCUGCAGGCUCAGAACCAGAAUCGGUGGAGGCCAGCCCCGUGGUGGUGGAAAAGUCCAGCUACCCACACCAGAUCUACAGCAGCACUUCUCACCAUUCCCACAGUUACAUCGGCCUGCCUUACGCUGACCACAAUUAUGGGGCGCGGCCCCCACCUACGCCGCCAGCCUCCCCCCCACCCUCCAUGUUGAUCCGACAGGGAGAGGUGGUACCCUUUGGUUCCGGGCCCCAAGAUGAAGCAUCCCGGGGCACCACACUCAGCACGUCAGAAGAUAGCAGCUAUGGGACCGACAUCACCCGUUGCAUCUGUGGCUUCACCCACGAUGACGGCUACAUGAUCUGCUGUGACAAGUGCAGUGCCUGGCAGCACAUAGACUGCAUGGGCAUCGACAGGCAGAACAUUCCUGAGACCUACUUGUGCGAACGGUGCCAACCACGACAUCUGGACAGAGAGAGGGCCAUCCUGCUUCAGACCAGGAAAAGAGAGUGCUUAUCUGACGGGGACACCAGUGCGACAGAGAGCGGAGAUGAGGUUCCACUAGAGCUCUAUUCCACCUUUCAACACACGCCCACCACCAUCACGCUGACAACCGGGCGCCUUGGCAAUAAACAGGCUGAUAAGAAGCGUAAAAAGAGUGGUGAUAAAGACCCGCCAGCAUCUACUGCCCGCGCUAAGAAGGCCUUCAGAGAGGGGUCCAGAAAGUCCUCUAGGGUGAAGGGUGCCGCUCCGGACACGGAGCCUGCAGAGCACCCUUCUAUGUGGGAGAGUAAAAUCAAGACGUGGAUGGAGCGUUAUGAAGAGGCCAGCAGCAAUCAGUACAGUGAGGACGUUCAGGUCCUGUUGCGUGUUAAAGAGCAAGGCGAUGGCAAGAACCUGGCGUAUAACACGCACCCAACCUCGUUCAAACCCCCAGUGGAGAUUGUUUGUGUUGUCCAGAGUCAAGUUCAGAAGAACAAGAAAAUCCUCAAAGCUGUGCGAGACUUGCCCCCCGACUCCCUCAUCAUAGAGUACAGGGGCAAGUUCAUGCUUCGACAGCAGUUUGAGGCCAACGGAUACUUCUUCAAGAGGCCUUACCCGUUUGUUUUAUUUUAUUCCAAAUUUGACGGAGUGGAGAUGUGUGUGGACGCUCGCAGCUUUGGUAACGAAGCACGUUUCAUCCGCCGCUCCUGCACCCCAAACUCUGAGGUACGGCAUGUCAUUGAGGACGGCAUGCUGCAUUUAUACAUCUAUUCCCUGAGGCCUAUCUCCAAAGGCACAGAAAUCACAAUUGGUUUUGAUUUCGAUUAUGGCAGCUGUAAAUACAAGGUAGACUGCGCCUGUCUAAAGGGGAACCCGGAGUGCCCGGUGCUGAAGCACAACCAAGAGCCCACCGAGAACUUAAGCUCCGGAGGUAGACGCAGGGGCAGUCGCAAGGACAAGGAGUUGGUCCGAGACGACCAAGGGCAGAACCAGAAUGUGGCUUUGGACGGUGAGGGGAAGGGGAGGAGUAUAGGUGAUGGCAAGCAGAGGAAACUCUCCCCGCUCCGACUCUCCAUCUCAAACAACCAGGAUCCUGAGUUAUUUGAGGAUCUAGAAGACAAAACCUCCAUUAGCAAUGAAGUAGAGAUGGAGUCAGAGGAGCAGAUUGCAGAGAGGAGGAGGAAGAUGUGGAAACAAGUAACACCAGUUCAAAAUGACGUUCAGGAACCAGAACAUGCUCCGACCCCAACGGCCAACCCAGCGGAGCAGUCCCAUCUCGCUGUCGGGGCCGCUUCAAGCUGGAAGGGGCCAAAACUCAAAGAGACACGAGAGGAGAGGAAGAUGGAGGCCAUACUGCAAGCCUUCGCAAGGAUGGAGAAGAGGGAGAAACGCAGGGAGCAGGCCUUGGAGCGAAUUGGUAGCAUAAAGUCAGAAGUGGGGGGACGUAGCGAUAUCAAAGAGGAGCUUCCAGCUACACCAGAGACUGUAGAUUCCCCAGCUGUCAUGCAGCCGCCUCUUGAAAUAAAGGAGGAGCCCGCGCUGAAGCUUGCUAAGGUGAAACCCUCACGUAACAGGAAGAGCUUCUCUAGGAACCGGACUCACAUCGGUCAGCAGCGACGGCGGGCUCGCACCAUCAGCACCUGUUCUGACUUGACACCUAGCUCUCCAGCCGAGCCAGUGGAGCCUCCAGCUAGUGAAGCACCUGAAGGAGAGAUUCCCUCUGCUCCAGAGCCUGAAGUGAUCCCCUCACACGUCCCAGAAAGCAGUCCUCCCCACAGCAGCUCGCCGGCGCCGGACAGAAACCGCACAGGGAGCAAGAGCUAUAAAACUAAAAAGCACUUUGUCAGUGAGUGGGUGGGAGAGAAACAGCAGGACUGCGCCGCAGUCCGAACACCAGAACCAGUCCCAGACAGGCCGCUGAGAAUAAGCAGUGACCCAGAAGUGCUCGCCACGCAGCUUAAUGCCUUACCAGGCAUGACCUGCUCUCCGCAGGUCUACAGCACGCCCAAACACUACGUCCGCUUCUCAUCGCCGUUCCUGGCCAACCGCAGCCCCACCACGCCCGGAGUGCCCACCGGGAGACGGCGCUCCAGAGAACUGCCAGAAACGCCACCUACCAGUGGCUCCUGUAAAAAGCGAUGGCUGAAGCAGGCUCUAGAGGAGGAGGGGUCCACCAGCCCUGCCAGACGGCCGAGCCUUUUUCUGCCUGGCGACGGACCUCUGAGCCCGUCCGUUAAUGGAGACGCCGACAGCCCGCUGCUCUACAAUGGCACCUGCUCGCUGCCAGAGCUGCCCACUCCUUUGAAAAAGCGCCGGCUGAGCCCGUUAGACGCCUGCAUAUCUGAGACCUCCACACCCUACGGUUCCCCUUGUGCCACGCCCACCCGAGCGGACCACUCUGAGACGUCUGCAGCGCCCAGCUUACUGACCACCCCGCCUCGUCCCCGAACAGAAGAGCCCAGUACAGAACCCGUGUCCAACAGUACCCCGACACACGCACUUAAUACUCCUCAGGAGACUGAAUCUUGUGAGGAGAACUCACCGGAGGUCAGUCGGAAACCCUCCGUGCAAGAGGCUGAUCGUCCUCCUUCGUUAGUCUCCUCUCCGUGUGUCCGGCCUCCCGUUUCAGAUGGACUCGCCUCAGAGGUCAAGGUUUCUCUUCCAGAGAGCCCACAGCUUCCAGCUCCUGAGUUGGUGGACUGUGUAGAGGAGAGGACAGAUGGUGGGCUUGCAGAAAACUCAAACGAAGCUCUUUCAUCUGCAGAAACGUGCACUUCAUCUUUUUCGGGCUGGAUAAAAAGCCCGGACAGAGGCCCGACUGGACCAGCUGGUCUGAACUUCUCCCCAGUCAACUCAAACUUACGGGAUCUCACUCCGUCUCACACUCUGGAGCCUCUGGCAGCUCCUUUCAGGCCAGAGCCUACAGCUGGGACUGCAGCAGCGCCAGCAGCAGGAGCAGGGUCACUGUCCGGCUCUCAGCCUCCUUUCAGUGAGGCGCAGGGACAACUGUUCUACCCCUGCUCUGAGGAGGGAAGUUCGCUCGUCUUCUCCCGCUCACUGAAUGGGGACAAUGAAGGAGGGUCAGCUCAGAACCCACCACAGAGGAAAAAGGUUUCCUUGCUCGAGUACCGGAAGCGUCAGCGAGAAGCGCGGCGCAGCGGUUCCAAGACAGAGUGCAGCUCUCCCGUGUCCACUGUGCCGCCUUUGACAGUGGAGGCUUUCCCCGUGGCUCUGGAGCCCACCAUUGAGCCUCCCCUACCUUCUGCUCCAUGUAACUCCACCCCCACCGUCAAGGAGCCUCAGCCCAGUGAGGAGAGUGAAGCCUCUGGAGAGAAGGAGGGAGGAGAAGGGCAGUGGACGUCAUCAACCUCAGUAGAGCAGGCCAGAGAGCGCGGUUAUCACAGAGCUCUCCUACUCAGCAAAGAUAAAGAUGCAGAUGGUGAGCCAGAAGGAGGGGACACGCCUGCACUAAGAGACUGUGCUUCUCCCAGUCUCCAAAAAACCCCGACCCACACGCCCUGCUCUCCCGGCCCUCAUACCCAGCCUUCCAGUCGCCCGGCCGAAGACUGCGACGGUCAGCCGUGGACAACGAAUCCAAACAGCAAGCCCGUUGGAUCCAAGCCAGCCCCUGUGACCCCGACAAAGUUGCACCCCGCUGCCCCGCUGGCCUCCUCUCCUGUCCACUACCCAGGUUCCUCGCUCCUUCAUUCCCCGAAGCCCCAGCCUCAGGGCUCACCCUACCGCAGCCAGAGGGCGCUGUUUUCCAACCAGCCUCAAACCCAGCAGCAGCCUCAAGCUCAAGCCGGACCUGGUCCUUUCCCCCAGUACAACACACAAGGUGCUCCACCUCCUCCUCCCCCUCCACCCCCUGCACCACCCGCCUCUACAGCCUACUUCUCCAACCAGAGCCCCUCACCUGCCAGACCCUUCCCUGGGUUUAACCCCGCAGUUACCCAGACUUACCCACCUGGAUCUCAGCCCCUGAUACAGGCUCUCCCCCACAGUGUUCACUAUCAGAGCUCAGCUGCGCCACCUCCUCCUCCCCCACCUCCUCCACAUCCGUUACCAGGCCCUACGCUGCUCCACGUCAACCUGCAGCCCCCUCCCAUCCAGCAACAUCAGCUCAUGAUGACCACCGCUCCGCCUCCACCUCCCCUGCUGCAAGGUCAGACCCCCCAGCAGCAACAGCAGCAGCAGGCACCGUCCGGCAGCACGCUCAUGUCUCUGACCCCUCCGCCUCCGCCUCCUCCGCCUCCCCCGGCUCCCUCCUCCAACACCCCGCUGCAGCCCCACCACUAUCAGAACUUAGGGGGGUUCCAAACAGCAAUGAUGCACCCUGGUGCUACACCGAACACUUCCGUACCCCCAUCCUCAUAUCCCCCACCCCUGCAGCAGACCGGACUGCCGCCUCCUCCCCCACCUCCCCCACAACAGCCUCAACAAGGCCCUGCUCAGGCCACUGCCUCCCAGAUGCCUCCCGGGACUCGCGGAGCUCCUGCAUCCUCGAACUCUUUCCACAGCCAGGGGUACCUGAGCACAGGGUGGCACUGACCCUUCUCCCUCACCACGACCUCCCUCUGUUGGCCCCCUGAGAACUCUGCUGGAGAGGGGCAUGUACCAUAAGCUGUAGAUACGUUUUCUAUGUACCUGAACACAUGGCCAGUGGAAAAACAGCUGAUUGUGGGAUAAAAGGGUACUUUAAAGGAAUAACGAGGACAAAAACAAUUUAAGGAAAAAGGACAAACUGUUAGAAAAUAAAGAUGGACGAUCCCCCUGGUGCUCAUAGCCCUCUCUCUGGCCUACAUUUGUUUUGUUUUUCCUUUUUAUACCAUCCUCUCUGAAGACGGAGAAGAAGAAUUUCUGUUUUUUGUUCAGAAUCCCGACGUAAUUCCCCACAUUUUGUUAAUCAGUGGACAUUCCAGCCUCUUCCCUCCCUUCCUCCUUAUAUUCGUCUCCUGUCUGUCGUCAGCUCUGUACACAGUUUAUGUUUUAAUCUAGUGGCUCAUUAUAGCAAACAAAAAGCUUUUUGUAUAGAGUAAAAAAAAAAAAAACACAAUUAUUUUUUUUAAACUUCUGUCUAACAACAAAUAUCUGUUCACCGCUGCAGAUUCAGGAAAGAUCCAUUUCAGAGUGCGAGCCUCGCCCCUUCAGGAGGCUUCACCUGUGCGUGUGUGUAUGCGUGUGUGUGUGUGUGUGUGUGUGUGUGUGAAUGGCAGCUUAGAGGAGCAAAGUGUGCGUGGGAUUUUGCUCAACGAGGUAGGCGAGGUGAGUGGUCUCACCUACAAGUAGGAAGUUAGCGGUUUAUUUUUGAAUAUGAAUGGUUAUUUGUAGAAAGUGUAAUUUAAUGUAUAGGUGGUUACUUCAGCUUUCACCAGAAACAGGUUUUGUAAAUAUUCUGCUUCUUUUCUUUUUCUAUGCUUGUACAAUUCGCUCCCAUCACCCCCAUUUUAAGAUAUGGUUGUAAAUAUGAACGCUGUUCUCGGCAAAGCUGAAUGUUUCUGUGACUGUAGCAUUAUUUUUAUUUUAUUUUUCUCUCCCCUUUUAUUGACUCUUCAACUUUGUCUUUUUUAUUUGUGUGUGUGUGAGUGUUGCCUUUGUGUGGAGGAGAGAGACUCACAGACACUGCACUGGUUGGCUAUUUUCAUGGUUCAUUAUAAUAAAUCACUGUAAUGACAGUUUUAUAUCACUUGUGGUGACGUUUUCUGAAAGCUUUGGGGGGAAAUUAACUAGGAAAAAGUUGUUGACCCCUUGAGGAUUUCUGCUACUUUCACCUUUUUUGUCACACUUAAAUGUUUCAGAUCUGAUUUGUACCUGUAAAAUCAAGAAAUGACCUAAAUAGGACCUGUCGGGCAAGAUGAAGUAGGCUAAACGUUCUCAGGAGCAACCGGUCAUGCCCUGAUCUAAAGAUAUUCAAUAGAAACAAGGGAAACAAAGGGAUUGGGUCUCUAGUGGACCAAUGUGAGACCAGCUUCCUAGGAGACUCCAGCCCACCAAAAGUACCCAAAGAGAGUUCAUCGACAUCUUAUCCAGAAGGUCACAGAAGAACUGCUGCCUAAAGUUUUUUUUAAACCGGCUGAUCGCUGAUCAGACCACAUGAAGUUGAUUGAACUUAGAAAUUAAUGAGCUGAUAUUAUCCUAGACUUUACAGAACGAAACUCUCAGCCAUUAAAUCAGAGUAAUCUAUUCCUGUUUUAGUUCAAUAAAAGCUACCAAAAUUGUC